UGCCUGGCGGGGACUUCAGCCCAGGGAUGCCCGCCUGGUCGCUGGGCGCCCGCAGCACGCCUGGGUGUCCUGCUCGCCAUGGGCCGCCCACCACCCCUCCUGCCCCUGUGUGCCUCGGUGUCUUUGCUGGGUGGCCUGACCUUUGGUUAUGAACUGGCAGUCAUAUCGGGCGCCCUGCUGCCACUGCAGCUUGACUUGGGGCUAAGCUGCUUCGAGCAGGAGUUCCUGGUGGGCAGCCUGCUCCUGGGGGCUCUCCUCGCGUCUCUGGUAGGGGGCUUCCUCAUCGAUCGCUACGGCAGGAAACAAGUCAUCCUGGGGAGCAACGUGGUGCUGUUGGCAGGCAGCCUGAGCCUGGGCCUGGCUGGCUCCCUGGCCUGGCUGGUCCUGGGCCGCUCAGCGGCUGGCUUUGCCAUCUCCCUCUCCUCCAUGGCCUGCUGUAUCUACGUGUCAGAGCUGGUGGGGCCACGGCAGCGGGGAGUGCUGGUGUCCCUCUACGAGGCAGGCAUCACUGUGGGCAUCCUGCUCUCCUACGCACUCAACUACGCACUGGCCAGCGUCCCCCGGGGCUGGAGGCAUAUGUUCGGCUGGGCCGCCGCACCUGCUCUCCUGCAGUCCCUCGGCCUCCUCGGCCUCCCUGCUGGCACAGACGAUGCUGCAGCCCGGAGGGACCUCAUCCCUCUCCAGGGAGGUGAGGCCACCAAGCUGGACCUGGGGAGGCCAAGAUACUCCUUUUUGGACCUCUUCAGGGAGCGGGAUAACAUGCGAGGCCGGACCACAGUGGGGCUGGGGCUGGUGCUUUUCCAGCAGCUAACGGGGCAGCCCAAUGUGCUGUCCUAUGCCUCCACCAUCUUUCACUCAGUUGGCUUCCGUGGGGGAUCCUCAGCUGUGCUGGCCUCAGUGGGGCUUGGUGCGGUAAAGGUGGCAGCUACCCUGAUUGCCAUAGGGCUAGUGGACCGAGCAGGCCGCAGGGCCCUAUUACUAGCUGGCUGUGCCCUUAUGGCCCUGUCGGUCAGCGGCAUAGGCCUCAUCAGCUUUGCGGUGCCCAUGGACUCAGGCCCAAGUUGCCUGGCCAUACCCAAUGCCACCAGGCUAUCAAGCCUCCCUGGAGACUCUGGCCUGCCAAUGGGCUUGUCUUCACGCCCACUGCCAACAACCAGCAAGAACCAAGAGAAGCCAGUCUCAUCAGCCUACGAGAAAACCAAGCAUUGUCCCAGAGCUGGGGAUCCCACAGCCCCUCCUGUGCCAGCCCUAAGCACCGCCUCCCCAGCACCCCUUUCUCCUGCCCCGGAGCGUGCCCUGCUGCACUGGGCCGCGCUGGUCUGCAUGAUGAUCUUUGUGAGCGCCUUCUCCUUUGGAUUCGGACCAGUGACCUGGCUGGUCCUCAGUGAGAUCUACCCCGUGGAGAUCCGAGGGAGGGCCUUCGCCUUCUGCAACAGCUUCAACUGUGCCACCAACCUCAUCAUCAGCCUCUCCUUCCUCGACGUCAUCGGCACUAUCGGCUUGUCCUGGACCUUCCUGCUGUACGGGCUGACUGCUGUCCUUGGCCUGGGCUUCAUCUAUUUAUUUGUCCCUGAAACAAAAGGCCAGUCGUUGGCAGAGAUAGACCAGCAAUUCCAGAGGAGACGGUUCCCCCCGAGAUUUGGCCACAGGCAGAGCACGUCUGGUGUCCAGUACAGUCGCAUCAAGGUCUCUGUGGCCUCCUGAGGAGUCCGUCUGCUUGGAAAAUGCUGGAACCACAGUUUUAGCAGACAGUCUCCAGCUUCUUGCUUGCCUGGGCCCCAGAACACAAGUUCUAAGUGGUCCUUUGAGACUGACCCAGAGGAGGUCUUUUGUGCUGGGGUAAAAGGGAUGAAAGUCUGAGAACCCAAAAGUCUUCAUGUUCAGUCUCAGGCUCUGAGGGUUUCUGAGGAGCUGCCUGGCCUCAGUUUCCAUAUUGACUCUGCACAUCCCUGCAGUACUAUAAUGAGAACAUCUUAUGAAGUUUCCACUGUUGCUUGGGCUUUCUCAAAGAAUCUCUGGGGUACCUGGCAGGAAAUCUUUCCUGGUAUCACCCCUAAAAACAGCUGAGAACACCAUAUUCUCUGCUCUCUUUUCCCAUCCGGCUGGGACUUUUCAGCGAGGGGAAGCCUGCUUUUUGCCUUUUUAUUUUGUUCACCCCUACAAUUCUCUUACCUGGAAUAUUUACCAUUCAUUCACCAGCAACUCUCACUGGUUGACAAGAGGCUUGAGUUCUAGUCCUGAUUCUGCUGGUGUCAUUGCUGUAUGACCAUGGGCCUCAGUUUCUUCCAUAUGUACAGUUGGGGGACCUGGGCCAGGUGGUUCUUAAGGUCUGACACCAGUGAGUUGGAAUUCUAAAUGCUGGUAAUACAACAAAUACUCAACAUGGGCCCUGCUCUCAAGUCGCUUGUCAUCUUUCUGGGCGAUGUGAGCUUUAUUAGGGGAAAGGUCCAUAGAAAUCCAGAAUCAUGUGCACUAAAAUCCAAGCACUUGGAACGAGCUGCAGGAGCUGUCUCCAGGAUGGUGCUGGUUGCCCUUCCAUACAGAAGGGAGAUGGGUUUGGAUUGAUUCUUAAUUGAAAAAUAGCUUUUAAGCUCAACAAAACACACCUGUGGCUAAAUUAUGACCUUUAGUCUGUGCCUCAGUUCUCGAUGCCUUUUCCUCUGAAAUACUCCUUUCCUCAGGGGUAGUGAGACUCCCAGCUUAAUCUCUUUAGAGAGUCAUGGCUUUUGGAAAUCAGUAGCAAGCAAACUGAGUAGCCAGGCAGCUUGAUCUAAAUAGGUGGGAGGGGGUGUUUUUGACCGUGGAGGAAAAAGACACGCAGGGUACAAAUGGUUCAUACUUUAAAACAUACCGGCACACGUAGGUGUGUGACUUGGGUAACUGCUCGUCUGUAUAAUGGGAAUGAUACUACUUACUAUUUAGAGACGCUGUGUGUCCAUCACUAGUUCAGGGCUGGGCUCAUAGUAGGUGCUCAGAAUCGCUGAGUAACUGGGCAGCCUCCAGGGACAUCUGGCCCCCAUGAGGAGGCCAAUGAGGGCAAGGACCAGGUGGCAGUUCAGAAGGGGGGGCAUCAAAAAUUAUUUUUUAUUUGGGGUAUCUACUAGGUACUCAAAGAUCUUUAGCACCAAUCAGAAAGGAGACAUGGUCUGUUCAUUGAUCUGCAAGGUGGAUACUGGGAAAUUCUUCUCCUCCCAGAUAACCUCAGAAUCACUUCAAAUUCUGGUCUAUGCCCAGACCUUUCAUAGGUGCGCCCAGCACUUACACCUUCCUGUUUUGGGCCAAAUGACACGACACAGACUACUUAUUAAAUGCUUUUUCUUAAAGUGAUUUGCUUUUCAACCUGUUGCACACAUGGGCGAUCUGCCCUGGUGUUCACCAUGGUGUUACGUCUUGGUUCUGAUGUGAUUGAGGAUUGUGGAGUUCCCUGGCACAAAGAUGAUCCGAAAAGAACUGCAGGAGGGAGGGAUGGGGGUUUGGAUGGGCUACAAAGAGAGGAGAUGGCAUGGCCCAGAGGGAGGGCCCAGAAAGUACACAACAUGUGCAGCCAGGACACCAGGUUUGAGUUCUGCCUCGGCUACUUGCUAGUUUUGCCUCUAUGAGCCUCAGUUUUUUCAUCUAUAAAAUGGGGCACCGGCAGGCCCUACCUCAAAGGUUUGAGGGCGAUUAAUUGAGAUACCAGAUGGAGAAAUCUCUUUCCAAGCUGUAAAGGGCAGUGUACCCAUAGAGAGUGGGGAUCCUCUGGAAAUUCUCCCCAGAAUUGGCAGGGCUCCCCCCGCUCAGUGGCUGCCUCCAGGCCCUGCUCUGACCCAGGGCCAGACCCAGUUUCCAUAUCUGUUCAUUUUGCUUUCCAGCACAAAUAUUCUUUCAUCCAUGGCAUAGGAGGACGAUGGAAUUUUGACAUGAGGCAAAAAUGUUCAGGGUCACACUCUGAAAGUGCUUCCAGACCCCCACAUGCUGGGUCCUGUCCAGGGUAGAAGAGAUUCUCAUGGAUGGGUGGUACAUGGGUUUGGAGCUUUCCUCCUCGUGACAUUGGAAGUGGAAACGCUGACAUCCUGCUUUUAAUUGAUCCUCACGAGAUGCAAAAAUUUCCCAAGUAGGCUGUUGUGUUGAAAGCUUCAUAUUCUAAAUGAAAUGAAACAACUCAAAAUGUUUUACUUAAUGAGGUGAAUCAAAACAUCACACGAAUUUUAGUAUUAUUAUCUAAUCUAUUUAGGUCUACCUUGUAUUAAAAUCAUAUUGAAACAUUUGUUGACUCAAAUUUAGGUCUUUCUAAAUUACCUGCUUAAUACAGCCUCUCGCUGUUCAUUUGAAUUCUUUCUUUUCUGUGACAAUAUUUGAGAAUCUUUAACGAUUGUUAUUGCCCAUAACAAUAGCUUUCAGAGUGUGUGUGUGUGUGUGCAUGUGUGUGUGUGUCCCGCUGGACUUGGCACUACAAAGUUGCUAAACUCUUCCAGAUCUGGAGUCCGAUGCCAUCCCAGCUCUCCUGAUUUGAUGGGCUGGGUGGCUGAUUCCUAUGAUGUGAUCCCAAAAGCUCUCUCUAGAGCAUGUUAUUCUUGCAAUAAUAAAUGUACAUUUAUUUUUAA
Molecule: messenger RNA, 4583 nt
Organism: Miniopterus natalensis
Lineage: Eukaryota; Metazoa; Chordata; Mammalia; Chiroptera; Miniopteridae
Source: RefSeq, a predicted model, not a curated record